AUGGGAGACGCGGGAAUUCGGAUCUACCGUGCGUCCGAGGCCGACAAGGACGCUGCGUGGUCGAUUGUCACAGCGUACAACGAGGAGAUUGGUGUCAUCGUUCGCGACACUCCGGAGGGAUUCGCCAAGUACUUCAACCCCGACUCUGGCCUGUGGCUCGCCGAGCAGGACACUAGCUCGGGGAGAAAGGUUGUAGGCUGCAUCAUCCUUCGACCCAUCCACGUACCGGGCGUUGAGCGAACAGCUGAGGUCAAGCGUCUCUACGUCCUUCCUGAAGCUCGCGGGCUGCGUAUCGCAGACAAGCUGCUGGAGCAACUCGACCAGUUCGCGAAGGAGCAGGGCUACGAGUGGGUCUACCUCGACACAAAGGACGACCUCACCGCGGCGAUCAAGUUCUACCGACGCAUGGGAUACGAGGACUGCGAGCGGUAUAACGACAACCCGCAAGCCACCAUGUUCAUGCGCAAGAAGGUGGAAUGA
This is a messenger RNA of Trichosporon asahii var. asahii CBS 2479, 480 nucleotides long. RefSeq names its product acetyltransferase. The record is from RefSeq and is a predicted model, not a curated record. Gene Ontology annotation, molecular function: acyltransferase activity, transferring groups other than amino-acyl groups. The coding region runs from base 1 to 480 and encodes 159 amino acids. Lineage: Eukaryota; Fungi; Basidiomycota; Tremellomycetes; Trichosporonales; Trichosporonaceae. The transcript has a single exon.